AUGACCCACGUCCCACUGGCUACAGCGGUGGACAUCCGCCAUGUCUACUCAGAAGACACGCAUACCAUUACGCUGCUCAUACUGCCAGGAGGGCCUGGGCCAAUCAACCUCACUUUGAACCUCUGUCGCCACAACACGACUUUGAAUACGGACGAACACGCCGUGACCUCUCUCAUACCCAGCCAGAGCCGAAUUCGACGCAAUCGGGCUUUCUCAGACACUGCCACCGUUCCCGAUUCCGAACCUCCAGAGUACCCGCUCUCGGAGACGCAGGCUCUCGUCACAGUCCCCAUCAUGGCUGAUUCUGAUGCACUGGCACCCCUACCCACGCCUUGCGCAAUGCGAACCUUCUCAAAUGCAACAACCGAACCGGAUUCCGAGCGAGCUCGGGAACCCAUCACAUUCCGGGGUCACCGAGUCACUGGCACGCGGACGCUCUCUCCGGUGGCGAUAACGGGGCCCGAAUCAGAACCUGCAGCGUCCCCAGCUUCGAAAAUAUCAGACCAGCUUGCUCCGUCUGGCUCGCUCGGGCUCGGGAUCAAUCCACCGCGCGCGUCGUCGUCCGACGCCUCCGAGUCCUCCGUUCCCAAUCGCACGGACUGGCCGCUUGACUCGCAAGGCCUCCCGACUACCCAGGCGAUGUACGAAAUGUUCGGGGUGCCAUGGCCCCCUCCGAUGGAGGACGGUGGGAUGAGCGACGGUUGGGAUGAUGGGUAG
Molecule: messenger RNA, 717 nt
Organism: Rhodofomes roseus
Lineage: Eukaryota; Fungi; Basidiomycota; Agaricomycetes; Polyporales; Fomitopsidaceae
Exons: 2
Coding region: 1-717 (238 amino acids)
Source: RefSeq, a predicted model, not a curated record